Molecule: messenger RNA, 8264 nt
Organism: Octodon degus (degu)
Lineage: Eukaryota; Metazoa; Chordata; Mammalia; Rodentia; Octodontidae
Gene: Zbtb16
Product: zinc finger and BTB domain containing 16
Exons: 7
Coding region: 1045-3066 (673 amino acids)
Biological process (GO): regulation of transcription by RNA polymerase II
Molecular function (GO): DNA-binding transcription factor activity, RNA polymerase II-specific; RNA polymerase II cis-regulatory region sequence-specific DNA binding; protein binding
Source: RefSeq, a predicted model, not a curated record
UAGUUACCAAAUGCGUACGUGGAAACUAGAUUCCCCCUGCCCCCCUGUGAGCACUGGACAUUGUACAAAGGGUCUUGAUUCCCUGCCUGGCUUUUCUGAGCUGAGCACCGCUUGGGGGAGGGAGACUGGCGUGUCCCUUGCUGGGAUGGACCGGCCUGGCCUCAGGUCCACCCCAUCAGCAGCUCUGGUGAGCCUGGAUCAGUUUCCAGGUGUUAACUCUGCCACUCAGCCUUCCGGGAUUUUGCGUCUAUUGGGCCUCUGUCCCCUACAGGGGCAUCGCAAGAGGCAGGCGCGCCUCAAGAUGGGAUUUUUCGCGAGUCCUGCAGAAAACCUUUGGCUCCCUGGCCAGAGUUCUCAGGAUUCGCAGCUUGACCUCGGGGAUGGCUGAUCUGAGACCCCUGGAUGGCGCUGUCCGCCACGUCCGCACGCGUCACUCCGCUCCCGGACUCGGAGGGCACAGCCAACGCGCGAACUACCCACAGGGAUUCCCGCCGCUAGUCCCUGCCUGCGCCCAGCUCCACGGAAGGGGGAGAGGGGAAUUUCGGGGGCGACCAGGGGCUCGUUUUUUCUAACGCAUCCAUACAGGGCUGAACGAUCUCAUCCCCACUCUCCGGGGGGGCGGCCGGCUGGGACGCGGACGCACUUCCGAGCAGCCCCGAGCCUUCCCACUCUUCCACGCGACCCCUGCAGGUUGCGCUAGGCGGGGCUCGGCUUCUCCGCGACUGCCACCCGCCUUGCUGGGGGGUGGGCUGGGGGAGCGGAAGGGACGCCCAGAACCGAGCGGGAGUAAAGUUUCUCGCGGGCCUUGACCUUGUUCUUUGGCUAUGGCGACAGCUCACAUCGAUCGGGGUCUCUGCGGACCCGGGCAUUGGGCUCACUGAAGCCCACUGCGCCUCGAGACUUCUCUACGUCGAGGUGCUCAUGCCCGAAGGCUGGCAGUAACUGGAAAGCUUAGCAGCCUCCUCCAUUGGCCCAGGAAGCCCACCCUGCCCUAUCACACAGAGCACAGAAAGGGAGCCCCAUGCCUGAGCCGAGGGGAGCACCAUGGAUCUGACAAAAAUGGGCAUGAUCCAGCUGCAGAACCCCAGCCACCCUACAGGGCUGCUGUGCAAGGCCAACCAGAUGCGGCUGGCUGGGACUUUGUGUGAUGUGGUCAUCAUGGUGGAUAGCCAGGAAUUUCACGCCCACCGGACAGUGCUGGCCUGCACCAGCAAGAUGUUUGAGAUCCUCUUUCACCGUAACAGCCAGCACUAUACCCUGGACUUCCUCUCGCCAAAGACCUUCCAGCAGAUUCUGGAGUAUGCAUAUACCGCCACGCUGCAAGCCAAGGCAGAGGACCUGGAUGACUUGCUGUACGCUGCCGAGAUCCUGGAGAUCGAGUACCUGGAGGAGCAGUGCCUAAAGAUCCUGGAGACCAUCCAGGCCUCAGAUGACAAUGACACAGAGGCCACCAUGGCUGACGGCGGGGCUGAGGAAGAAGAGGACCGGAAGGCUCGGUACCUCAAGAACAUCUUCCUCUCAAAGCAUUCCAGCGAAGAGAGUGGGUAUGCCAGUGUGGCUGGACAGAGCCUUCCUGGGCCCAUGGUGGACCAGAGCCCUUCAGUUUCUGCCUCAUUUGGUCUGUCGGCCAUGAGUCCCACCAAGGCUGCAGUGGACAGCUUGAUGACCAUAGGACAGACUCUCCUGCAGGGAACUCUGCAGCCGCCUGCAGGGCCUGAAGAGGCAACACUGGCUGGGGGUGGCCGACACCCUGGGAUGGUUGAGGUAAAGACGGAGAUGAUGCAGGUGGAUGAGGUACCUGGCCAGAACAGCCCUGGGGUAGCUGAGUCCAACAUCUCAGGAGGGAUCGGGGACAAGGUGGAAGAAAGGGGAAAAGAGGGACCGGGGACGCCGACUCGGAGCAGUGUCAUCACUAGUGCUAGGGAGCUGCACUAUGGACGAGAGGAGAGUGCUGAACAGCUGCCACCAUUGGCUGAGGCUGGCCAGGGUCCCCCCGGCCGGCCAGAGCUUCCAGUCCCCCCAGCAGAGAAACAUUUGGGCAUCUACUCCGUGUUGCCCAACCACAAGGCCGAUGCUGUGUUGAGCAUGCCGUCUUCAGUGACCGCUGGCUUGCACGUGCAGCCUGCCCUGGCUGUCUCAAUGGACUUUAGCACCUACGGGGGCCUGCUGCCCCAGGGCUUCAUCCAGAGGGAGCUCUUCAGCAAGCUGGGUGAGCUGGCGGUGGGCAUGAAGUCAGAGAGCCGGCCCCUUGGGGAGCAGUGCAGCGUGUGCGGGGUGGAGCUUCCUGACAACGAGGCUGUGGAGCAGCACAGGAAGCUGCACAGUGGGAUGAAGACGUACGGGUGCGAGCUCUGCGGAAAGCGAUUCCUGGAUAGCUUGCGACUGAGGAUGCACUUGCUGGCUCACUCAGCGGGUGCCAAAGCCUUCGUCUGUGACCAGUGUGGUGCGCAGUUCUCGAAGGAGGAUGCCCUGGAGACGCACAGGCAGACCCACACUGGCACGGACAUGGCUGUCUUCUGCCUGCUGUGUGGGAAACGCUUCCAGGCGCAGAGUGCGCUGCAGCAGCACAUGGAGGUCCACGCGGGUGUGCGCAGCUAUAUCUGCAGCGAGUGCAACCGCACCUUCCCCAGCCACACCGCGCUCAAGCGUCACCUGCGCUCGCACACAGGUGACCACCCGUAUGAGUGCGAAUUCUGUGGCAGUUGCUUCCGGGAUGAGAGCACACUCAAGAGCCACAAGCGCAUCCAUACCGGGGAGAAACCCUAUGAGUGCAACGGCUGUGGCAAGAAGUUUAGCCUCAAACACCAGCUGGAGACGCACUAUCGGGUGCACACAGGUGAGAAGCCUUUUGAGUGCAAGCUGUGCCACCAGCGCUCCCGGGACUACUCCGCCAUGAUUAAGCACCUGCGAACACACAAUGGUGCCUCGCCCUACCAGUGCACCAUCUGCACCGAGUACUGCCCCAGCCUCUCCUCCAUGCAGAAGCACAUGAAGGGCCACAAGCCCGAGGAAAUCCCGCCCGACUGGAGGAUAGAGAAGACGUAUCUCUACCUGUGCUAUGUGUGAGGGGAGGCCUACUCAGCGGAGCAGGAGCAGCCGCCAGGGGAGACGAGUUAGAGUGAGAUAAAGUCGAGGGAGGACUGUGCAAAGAAAAAAACGAUAAAAAGAUAAAAAGAAAAUGAGAGAGAAGGAAAAGGAAACCUCCUAACUCUUUGGUGUUUGAUUCUCUCUAGGGCUCCAGGUGACCUGGGUGCCAAGCCGCUGUCUUUUCCCAGGGGGCCUCUGCCCUCUGUGGAGGCUGGAGACUUGCUUGGUUUUUAUGGGUGGGUAGAGGUGAUUUUGUUCACUUCCACGGCGGCGUGUUUUUCUCUUCCUCCUGCCCAGACCCUCCGUCUGUGUCUAGAAGCGGAUGCUGGGAAAUGAGUGGGAGAGCCUCUGGUCGGAGCACACCUUCUGCCGCCCUCCUCCCAUUGUCAGAGGAUGGAGGGAGGGAAGCAGAGAGGGGGGUGGCAGAGGAUGUAAAGGCCCGGCUGAUGCCCACAAUGGCAGCUCUGGUUUGCUGGGGACAGUGGGAGCGGUGCUGUCUUUCCACUUUGCAGUCAUCUGUCGCUUGCCUCUGCCCUGCUGCAGCUGGGUGUCCCUUCAGGUCUUUGAGAGCCACUUAGCUCUUCCCUCCCUGGCUGCUUGCUCCUUUGGGCCGCUGUCCUCCAGGUCCCUGGAGCUGUGGGCCCCUUCGGGAUCUGGGUGACAUUUCCUUCCUCCUCUGGUCCCUGGUGGUGUGACCCAUCCAGAGCCCCUUCUUCCGCUUUGCUUUCUGAGUACACAGAACAAAACAUCUCGGACACCCCCUGGGGCCAAGCCCACCUUGAGCAAGAUUCCUGCUGUGCUGUUUUCUGUUUCCAGGAUAGAAAACCGUAACAACUAAAUAUGUUAGAUCCCAACAGCCAAACAAACACGGACCCCUGCAACCCUGUGUCAGCCCCUAGAGAAAGGAAUCUGUGGAAGGGCUCAUUGUCCAAGGGAAGGAUAUGGAUGACCUUCUUAGAGGUGCCCUGCACCUGGAGGCGGGAACAGAUACCCUGCCCUGUUGGGAGAGCUGACCAGGGAAGACGUUGCUGUCCUACUUGGGGACCCUUCCAUCGUGAGGCUUGGGGAACCCCAGACCCAGCGAGCGCAGCAGGAAAACCCAGGUCCAGACAGCAGUGUAGGGUUGCUGGCUUACAGGUGUCCCUGCCCACAUGGGGGAGGAGGAAGAGGAAGAGAAGCUGAAAGUGCAUUGGCCUUGUGUAUGUUUUGCUUCUGUUCUGUGUCCCCUGUUAGCACAUUGUACUUGAAUUACCUCAGUUUUUUUGUGACCUCAUGAGCUUUUUAACCCUCUUUUUUGUUUGUUUGUUUGUUUAUUUGUUGGGGGGUGGAGGAACGGGGAGGGUGUUCUGUUGUUUUUUGUGUAAAUUAAUAGCUGGCUUUAGACUUCAGCUGGCCAAGGCCCUGCCGUCACCCUGGUCACCAGCCUCAGGAGCUGGCAGGAGGAGUGUAAUACUCAGGAUUUACGCAUGAAGGUGCGGGGUGGGGGGAUGCAGAAGGGAGGGUAUGUUAGGGUCUUACUGUCCCCCCCAAGGCACUCAGGAGCCACUGUUGGUUCUGCCCAGGGCUCGAACCAUCCAUGUCAGUAUUCAUUCAGCCUGAACCACUCUGGAGAUGGCGCCCACCGUCUUUACAACCUGCUGGGCCCUUCAGGCCUGAGCCUCAGUUGCUCUGCUCCUACCGAGUGUGGUGCCGCUGUGUGCACGCUCAUUGCCAAAAAUGGUGUCUUUGUGGCUGGCGGGGGUGACCCAGCCUUGGUUUUGUGGUGUUGGGGGUCGGUGUUAUUUUUCUAAAGCUACCUCUUCUGUUUGUCCCCUUGCUCUUCGUUCUUCCCAAGCCUCCCCUCUGCUGCUCCUCAGCUCCACGUUUCCCUAAUCCUGCCUCCCCUCUGUUGCUCAGCUCCCCGAUUCCCUAAUCCCACCUCCCUUGAGUUUAGGAAAGCACAUUCGUGAUACCUGUGUUGGCUUUGGGGUGGGCCCUGUGUUUCAUCUCGUGCUUUAUAAAAGUGUAAAAGUUGCUUUCUUUCCUUUUUCUUUCAGAAAGUUGUGGCUGCAUUGUGAUCUUAGGUGUUUAAAAAGUGGUUUAGGAAGCGGUUUCCAGGAGAAGGGCAAUGAGGUGUCUUGGGAAGCUGGAGGGACGGGGCCACCCUCCUGUCCCCUGGCCCCAGACCCUUCUGCCUGACCCUUCAAUCUUGUCCACCAAAUCUGAAGGCCUUAAAAAGUAUGUGUUGGGGGAUGUGCACUAGGGGUGCGGUGUCACUGAAUGGUCAGUUAGGGAUGACACAGUAGUCAGGGGGAUGCUAUUUUGCAACUAUAAUAAUGACUUAGUGCUUUGGGCAGGAAAAAGUUAAACUUGAAUUGUGUGAUGAGGGCAGUUGUCAUGUUCAUAAUGUGAAAGGAGUGAGGUUCGGGGGGACAGGUAGCCUGUAAGAAACCACGCUGCACUGUGGCUUCCUCCCCCAAGUCUGUCAGGGGACCUGAAAUCCCAGAAAACAGUAUUUCUAACAGCAAGAUGUCUCAGCAUUGGUGGGGAAGGAGAAAAAAAAAUGAAACUACUCUGUAGAGAGAUUCUAGCUGGCCCUCGCUUCCCCCUUCCCACUCAGCCUGGUCCCCUCACGUCUAAGAGCUGAGAAGGUGGAGCUAAUCUUUACAAAUUGUAAUAUUUUUGUAGUUGUUUGUUAGUUGCUUUGUCCGUUCUACAGGACCUUGCUGUUUCCUUUUGUAAUGUGAAUAGGAAAAUGAAAGAAAAAGACAAAAAAAAGUUUUGCCACCAUCACAGCCAACGACAAAUUAUCGUUGUGUGUGUGUGUGUGUGUGUGUGUGUGUGUGUGCUCUGUGUAUGAUAGUGUGUUAAAUCAUGAGGUAUUUUGUCAUGUGAUGUCGCAGUGUUGGAUGGUACUAACCCAGCAUCUGCCUGGUGCACCCAGCCUGGGGGGCUCUGCAGAGCCAAUAGGGGUCUCAAGGGACACCAGAAGGGUACCUCUGUACUUGCUGUGUUCUUUGAGGCCCCAGACACCCCAAUGUGCGCUUCUUCUCUACUUUCCUGCCCAAAAAGACCACACUGUCCUCUAGUCGCCAAGACUUUUCUGGGGCACGGGGGCAGGAUAGGAAGCUGCGUGGAGCACAAGCUUGUGGAGACCAGGUGUGUGGAGGGGCCCCGGUGCCAGCCGAGCAGGGAGCGUUUGCCUGGCUCCCGUCUGCUGCCCCGCUGCUGUGCACCUGCAGGAUCCCCGCUUGCUACUGCCUUAUCCUGAGCAGUGACCCUCCUCCAGCCCGGAGUGUCCCUUUCCCGUGUCCAGCUCCUACGAAUGUGUCCCUUAAUGCCUUUGGCGACACUUCCCUGUCACUCAUGCCCUCCUUCCCUAUUACUCCUUCGCUCAUUCAAAGCAUAAAAAUCCUAUGUGUAUAUAGGAUAGAUAAAUAUAUAUAUAUAGAGAGAUAUAUAUAGCAAGAGAGAUAUAAAUAGUAAAUAUCAUUGCUGCUUUGGGUUGCUUUGGAGGAGGCCACGAAUAUGAGGAAGGCAGAUUUGGGGCGCAGGGGUGGGGUGGGAGGCUGGGGACCCAGUGAUUCAGUACAAUCUAGGGGUACAACAGGGGCUUGUUUAAUCCUUGUGCCUGAACAGUUUUUCCAUGUUGAGAAAAAAAAAGGCUGCAUUUUUUCACAAGUGUAUGGUACCUUUCUGGAUGCUAUGUCUGGGUACAUGGGCUGUGGGAAGAGGGAGAGCCUCAAGCACCUCCUGAGUGGGGAGGGGCAGGGUGGCUUUGGACCAGCUCUCCUGCAAGCUGAACUAGGUGGGAACGGGGUAGGGUGGGGGUGGGGGAGAACACGACACUGAGGAGCAGAAGAGGUACAUCCCCUUGGUUCGUUUUUCCUAGGCCUCUUUUAACGCCCUCUUCCCCCCUCCCAUCUCGUCUCCUCCCCUGGAGUUUCUCUGGCUUGGCUGGAAUGGUGGCACUUACCUGGAGAUUUCAGUGGGAGGACAGGCUGCGGGACUCACCCCUCACGGGGAACUGGCAGGUGGCAGCAGCAGUAGAGAUGGCCGAGGGAGGGGUACAGGACAAACUUACAGAGGCUGGGUCAGGGGAAGGGGUGGGGAAAAGAGAAACACUGCCCGCAGGCCUGCCAGCCUCCCCAUCCCUUGGCGGCCCCCCCUGCAGACAGGGUCCUGGCCUCCCAGUGUGUAUCAUAGUGUUCGUUCACAUAGUGUUAUGCAUGAUGCUCGUAAGGUUAAGAAGCCGUGGUGGUGCGCCAUGCCAUCGCCCAUAUAUAUAAAGAUAAAAAUAUAUAUAUAUAUAUAUGUAAGUUAUAGCACUGGGGGCCCUGGUGCCCUGCUGGACCAAGCAAAACUAAGCCUUUUGGUUUGGGUAUUAUGUUUUGUUCCGUUUGUUUUUGUGGCUUGUCUUACGUCGUGACAGCACAAGUGCCAGUCUGAUUGCUCUGUAUUACAGAAUAGUGUUUUUAAUUCAUCAAUGUUCUAGUUAAUGUCUACCUCAGCACCUCCUCUUAGCCUAAUUUUAGGAGGUUGCCCAAUUUUGUUUCUCCAAUUUUACUGGUUACUUUUUUGUACAAAUCAACCUGUCAAUCCUUCUCCUUGUCCUCCCUCUUCUCUCCCCCAUCCAUCUCCCUCCUCUUCCCUUCCCCUUCCCUCCAUCUCACUCUCCCCUCCCCCUUCUCUCCCCCUUCCUCCCCCCUUCCCUCCAUAUCUGUCCUCUUCCCAGUCCUGUUCCUUUCCUCGCUCCCCUCCUCUCUUGCUGGCCUUCCCUUCCUCCCCUCUUCUCUUGUCCCCCAAGUUGUGCUUGCCACUUCUUUCUGUUCUCUGAAGCAGUUCACUCAAAGUUGUGCGUCCCGGUUGCAGCUUUGCGCCUCUGCCUUUGUUUUGUGUAGAUUGAUGUGUUUCUUUGUAACUUCAGUGUUUCUGACAAGAUUUAAAAGAAAAAAGAAAAAAGAAAAAAAAAUGAAUUUACUGCUGCAGGUUUUUUUCUCUCUCCAUGUGUCACUAAGUGAAGUUUGUGCCUUCUAUAGCAAAGAGAAUAUUUUUUACAUCCUACUAACAGUAGAUUUUUUUGUAGUGAACAUUUUUUGUAUUUUUAUUUAUAAGUCUCAUAAGAAAAAUAGCAAUGUUCAGUUGUAUACCUUGAAUCUGCAGUUAGAAGAGAAUAAAGUUAAUUCAGUUGUCUCCGG